Messenger RNA from Scaptodrosophila lebanonensis, 943 nucleotides. RefSeq lists its product as uncharacterized. The transcript has 2 exons. NCBI's taxonomy places the organism in Eukaryota, Metazoa, Arthropoda, Insecta, Diptera, Drosophilidae. Bases 119 to 691 code for a protein of 190 amino acids. The record is from RefSeq and is a predicted model, not a curated record.
CCGAACACUGAAAAAUAAGAAAGUCGGAAAAAGCUAAAAUUGAACUUGAGGCUUACAGCGUGUCUUUUGCAUUCCCUUACUGGCUUUAUUUUUGGGUAUUCCCCAAGUCUUUGGCACAAUGAUCCAAUACACAUACGUAGCGGUUCGCAAUGAAUCCUUCGAACCGGACCUCCGCAAUGAGGGCACCUACCUUUGUAAAAUGCCGGCCCCGCCGCCACCACCGCCGGGUGCCAAAAACUGGUAUAGUCAUUUGAAGCCACACGAGCGCCUCUAUUACCACCAGACCAUGAACUCGGUCCGAUGCAGCAAACGCUAUCGCGGCAAUCCGAAUGUACCGCGGGAUUCGUUGGACUUGCAGCUGCAGUCGCGGUAUGAUCAUAGCCGCGAGGCAUUUCCGGAAAAGGUGGAUUCGGUGCUGCAGCGGGAAACGUGCAAGGCCGUCACCAGCUGGUCAGCACCGGCUGCUGAAAAAGAAAUUGGGGCAAAAAUCAAGGUCUUCCGUGUCCUACGCAACACUCGCACGGUUCGUAGGAAACAGGAGGAUGCACUGGGCCAUCCGUUGCGUAUUGGUGGUUGCAAGGAAAAGGUUCACCCCCAUAGCGUAAAGCUUAUUUGUAGUGGUGUACAUAAUCAAUUGGUCAACAAUGGCUUCUCCCGCCAGACUUCGGACGGCAACUUCUUCCGCUACUAGACCAAACCAGUGUUUUUUGUUUUUUUUUUUUUGGCUAACUGCACGUACAAUAAUUCACAGAGGAACACGAUACAACAUAUAAUUAUUGGGAAAAUUGAAUAAAAUUUACAGAGCAACGUCAUAAGUGCAAGUCACGCAGGAGACAUCAGUUUCGGCUGUUUGGCCGCACCAGUUGGUUCUUCCAGCUGCAGUUCCACCUCUGAAGCCUCCGGCGCUGCUUUAUGGCGUUGUUUUUUGUUUUGGUUACGAUAA